Messenger RNA from Rhagoletis zephyria (snowberry fruit fly), 523 nucleotides. RefSeq names its product anoctamin-7-like. NCBI's taxonomy places the organism in Eukaryota, Metazoa, Arthropoda, Insecta, Diptera, Tephritidae. The record is from RefSeq and is a predicted model, not a curated record. Gene Ontology annotation, biological process: chloride transmembrane transport. Gene Ontology annotation, molecular function: chloride channel activity. Gene Ontology annotation, cellular component: plasma membrane.
UCGAUGACUCACUGACACUAAAGAUUUAUCUGUUACAGUUUGUAAAUUAUUAUGCUUCCAUAUUUUAUAUAGCGUUUUUCAAGGGAAAGUUUGUGGGACAUCCAGGGCAAUAUAACAAAAUAUUUGACUAUCGACAGGAAGAGUGCUCUUCAGGCGGCUGUUUGACUGAACUCUGCAUUCAGCUGGCAAUCAUUAUGAUUGGCAAACAAACCUUUAACUCCAUACUGGAAGUGAUAAUGCCCAAGAUAUGGCGCAAAAUUAUGGCCAUACAAGUGGGUCUCUCACGUCUGUUUAGCAGCACGACUCAUGAUGUGAAUAAGGAAAAAGUGGAGCGCUAUUUGCGUGAUUUGAAAUUACUAGACUGGGGUCCGCGCAGCUUGUUUCCGGAGUACUUGGAAAUGGUGUUACAGUAUGGCUUUGUUACAUUGUUCGUAGCCGCCUUCCCCUUGGCACCGUUUUUUGCUUUACUCAAUAACAUUUUCGAAAUGCGUUUGGAUGCGAAAAAGUUGCUGGCAAACUACNG